AUGUCUCGGGAAGAGCGAAAAGAAAAGAAAAACCGCGAGAUUGCUGACGCCAUCGCCAAUGUUCAAGAUGAAGCCACGCAAAUCGACAUUAUCAUGAAGAGGCGAGGAUGCUUUGGACCAAGCGAAGACGACAAAUUCUAUCCAAUCGUACAAGACUACCUGAGUAGCGAUACCAGCGCUAAAGACGCAGCAAAGAAACUCAUUGAACCCAUCAACAACGCCAUCCUCCAAAACAAGAAGGACCUUCCCUUCCUCUGUCUCUGGUAUUCGAUAAUCCACUCUGCCAAACGUCUCCCCUUCCGCGACACCACCGGCCUCAACAAACUUGUCACCCUCAUGGAGACGAUAAAAGCCAGCUUUCCACCUCCAACCGCCAAAGACUCAGAUAUGUACACCUGCCUCCGCCAUUUCGGCAUGGCCGCGCGCGAGACUAUGAAUGACAGCCCUGGAGGCCAGUGUGGCUACAUGUUGCAAGAAGUACACGCAUAUGCCAACAUGCUCUACUUUUACGCACUCAUCACGCGCGAAAACGUGGCUAAUUUCUGGACAUACUGCAUCUGGGAAAUGCGCAGCGCACUCGAGACACCACACAAGGACGAUUCGAAGGGUACGGCGAUACAGAAGUACAACGCUUUUAUCCCCUCAGCUGCCGUCUGGAUCUUUGCUAUGGGCAAACAAGUCUACGAAAGAGACCAAGACCUUACCCCAAAGAAGGCGACUGAGGGGAAUCCAGGUAGUGGUGGACCGUUAUGGGAAGGUAGAGCAGAGUUUAGUAAGCAGAGGUGGGCGCUGUGGAAGAAGAGGUUUGUGGAACUUGCUGAGAUGGAGGGGUUGACUGAGGAGGUUAGGGGGAUUGCCAAAGAGGCUGCUGAGAAGAUGGAUGGGAUUGAUGGCGGGGCGAAGUAG
Molecule: messenger RNA, 906 nt
Organism: Alternaria ventricosa
Lineage: Eukaryota; Fungi; Ascomycota; Dothideomycetes; Pleosporales; Pleosporaceae
Exons: 1
Coding region: 1-906 (301 amino acids)
Source: RefSeq, a predicted model, not a curated record